ACCCACAAGUAGAGAGAGAGAGAGAGAGAUUCAUAAAAUCCUCUGGCUAUCAGCCCAUGUUAAGUAGUAUUUGAGCCAUAACCAAGGUACCAUUGCUGUUGUGUCUCCUCUUGAUCUCAUUUUCAUCACUAUAUUUUGCUUCUUUGAGCUACUUGAAUUUUUACUCCAAAGCUAAGGAAGGUGAGAUGUUAGCGAUGAUGGCAGGAGAAGCUAUCUCAAAUGGUUUCACACAGAAGUCAACUGCUGCAGGAUCCAAUCCUCCUCUAACUAAGAAAAAGAGAAAUCUGCCAGGAACCCCAGAUCCUGAAGCUGAGGUCAUAGCCCUGUCGCCAAAGACUCUAAUGGCUACUAACAGAUUCUUGUGUGAGAUAUGUGGGAAGGGUUUCCAAAGAGAUCAAAAUCUUCAACUUCAUCGGAGGGGACAUAACCUUCCAUGGAAGCUCAGGCAGAGGACUAGCAAAGAACCAAGGAAGAGAGUCUAUGUAUGCCCAGAAAAGAGCUGUGUUCAUCACCAUCCUUCGCGGGCUCUCGGAGAUCUCACUGGUAUAAAGAAACACUUCUGUAGAAAACAUGGAGAGAAGAAGUGGAAAUGUGAAAAGUGCUCCAAGCGGUAUGCUGUGCAGUCAGAUUGGAAAGCACAUUCAAAAACCUGUGGCACUAGAGAGUACAGAUGUGAUUGCGGGACUUUAUUUUCGCGGCGAGAUAGCUUCAUCACUCACAGGGCCUUCUGCGAUGCAUUAGCAGAAGAAACAGCUAGAGUUACUGCAGCAUCAAAUAUUGUCAAUGCAACCUCAGGAGGAAACUUCAAUCAUCAUCUUAUGGGGACUUCAUUAGGACCCAGCAUGGUACAACAUUUCUCUUCUAUUUUCAAGCCACUUCCAAGCAAUGAAGAAGCAAUUAAUAAUCACUCUAGGCCAGGUCUUUCUUUGUGGAUGGGCCAAGGAUCUCAAGCUACCAAAGCAUUAAGCCAAAAUCUCCCUGAAUUACAUCACAUGGGUUCUGAUCCUUUCAAUCCUUUUACUUCAUAUCCAAAUCCUCCACAAUCAGAGUAUCAAUUAAACUGGGAUUAUGGAAUUAAGCUCUCAUCUGCUACCAAUGCCAGGGAUCUGACUAGCACAUCACUACCAUUAAGCAACAUUAAGGAAGUUGGUAGUACUCCUGGACUUGUUAGUGCUCCAUCACUUUACAGUAAUCAGCACCAACAUCAUCAACUAUCUACAGCAAACAUGUCUGCGACAGCUUUGCUACAAAAAGCUGCCCAAAUAGGUUCAACUUCAAGUGACCCAACCUUUUUUGGGAAUUUUGAAGUCGACUGCAGCAACAUUCAAGUAGAAGAUGAAAACAAAUACAAUGGAUUGUUUGGUCUAAACCCGACACCGAAUGAGAAGCGAAAUCAUCAUCAUUUAGAUAGUUCGAACAGUUUAUCCAGUUUGAACCAGUUGCAGAUGCAUCCCAGGAAACGUGCUAAUUGCCAGAAGGAUGAUACAGGAGGGGAAACUAGGGAUUUUCUAGGAGUUGGUGUUCAAACCCUUUGCCCAUCAUCAAUUAAUGGUUGGAUCUGAAUACAAGAUGGUUUCAUGAAUUGUAUGAGAAAAGCAUAGUUGAUGAUAAAGUGGGGUUGAAAGGGUGAAGUGGAGGAAGAUUAUAUAAUUGGAACUUUUCUUUGGUGGGGGAGGGGAGGGAGGUGGUAUGGGUGCUUGAUGGGGGCUAAAACAAAUGCUUGGAAGCAUCCUCAAUGGUGUUGAAGGAGAUUCAUGCAUAUUCAGUUGGAUCCUGAAAGCUGCUUUCUUUAAAACUGGUCACUUUUGUUAAGAGAAAAAGAGGGUUAGUGGGGGCAAAGCAAUGAGCCUCUUUUGAACUCAAUUAUUGCCUUGUUUCAUGUUCUCAUGGUUGUAGUCUUUUCAAAUCUAGGCUUAUAAGAGUAUUUGAGCGUUUAAAAAGUGGAUUCAGGUUCAUAGGUUUAGGUAAAAAUCAAUGUAGCCUUUUCAUUUACACAGCCAUGCAUGCAUCUUUUGUAUAUAGGACAAGGAAAGGGCAUUAUGUGUUAAUGUAAUGUAAAGAUGAAGCUUGGGGAUAGAAACA
Molecule: messenger RNA, 2082 nt
Organism: Macadamia integrifolia
Lineage: Eukaryota; Viridiplantae; Streptophyta; Magnoliopsida; Proteales; Proteaceae
Product: zinc finger protein MAGPIE-like
Exons: 3
Coding region: 186-1562 (458 amino acids)
Cellular component (GO): nucleus
Molecular function (GO): DNA-binding transcription factor activity
Source: RefSeq, a predicted model, not a curated record